Messenger RNA from Seminavis robusta, 1236 nucleotides. The record is from the annotation of a GenBank genome assembly. Lineage: Eukaryota; Bacillariophyta; Bacillariophyceae; Naviculales; Naviculaceae.
GAUUGUUCUAGUCUCAAUGGAAAGAAACGAAAAGCCUCAAAUGGGAAUGCGUCAGAUGAGUGGAAUGCUAAGAAGGAGCAAGCUGAAAAAUUGGUGGGGCUAUCUGUGGCUGCUGCAUACUACAAUCUACCUAGUCUUAUCAAGAAGAUUGAGAAGAGCAUAUCAGGAUUCUACCCAUCCUUGUCAUUGAUGGUCUUGGCCACUUGCCGCAAAGAAGGACCCUCUGUUCCAUCAGCAUUGCUUGAGCUGGCCUGGUCAUUGGUUCGAUCCGACAGCAAAACACUAGCAGAUACAAAGGCAAUUGCAUGUGUGGAUGCAACUUUGGUGGAAGAGAUUCUCAAGGAUGAUCAAUCGGCACUGAAAGAAUAUGAUCUUUUCAUCUUUCUGACACAAUGGGUUCAAAUCAACCCAAACCAUCGAGCAGCGCUUGCUAAAAAGUUGGGAAGCAACCUUCAGCUUGAAAAAAUAAGCCCAGUUGAUCUAUCCACUUCAGUUGCCUCAUCUGGACUGUUCAUGCCUGAUGAAAUAAAUGAAGCUUACAAGAAGCAAGCCCUUGCUGCUCAGCAGGCCCACGCAUUGUCUUUUCAAGGAUCACGAUCCACUUCAGUUGCCUCAUCAGGACUGUUCAUGCCUGAUGAAGUAAAUGAAGCUUACAAGAAGCAAGCCCUUGCUGCUCAACAGGCCCAUGCAUUGUCUUUUCAAGGAUCACGAGGUGCCCGUUUCUGGAAAAAAACUCUUACAACAGAGACUGGUUCUUGUAAGUCUGAUGUCACCACCGAUUACCUCAAUAUUGCUCCCAUCAAGGAAGGAAUCCAUAAAUGGACUGCGAAGCUAUUAUCGGAUGACGGUGUAGGAACGGAUGCUAGUGCUGCGUUUGGAAUUGUAUGCACUGAAACUUUUGUUGAAGAUGAUUGUCUGCUAGGCGGACAAGCUGGGGGCUGGGGAUUUGAUGACUGUGGUAGUAGUUGCAGCGAGGGGAAAUACACACUAGAAGGUGCUCGAUCAAUUUGUACAGACGAAGAAGUCAACCUGACACUCAAUCUUUCUCCCAGUGAGAAGGGAAAUGGCACAUUGAUCAUUUCUUUUGAGUGUGAAGGAGACAAGUGUUCCUAUGAAAUUGCCAGCAACCUACAUGAUCAUCUCAAGGGACAUUUUGGAGGAUUUCUUCCUGCCGUCUCAACCCACAGUGGUGCGUGUAUCGAGUUUGUGAGAAUGAAAACAAUUCAAGAAGGCUAG